AUGGCUCGGCACCUCUCUCGGCCAUUAAAAUCACAGUUUAAUAUAUCAUCCAUCCUGUCAAGGUUGAUCAACACAAGCGCAAGUCUACGUGAUACCUAUAGACUUCGCCGCUGCAACCCAGCUCAAGCCCAGACAUACAUCCAAGCACGAGAUUUCAUCGGGGCACAACCCAUGAACCGCCGAUACGCUUCUAUCAAAACCUCGUCACAAACGACAUCAGCAGGCGAAUCAACAAUAUCGGGAGCCCCCGACAUCACAAACCACUACACAAUAUUCCCCCGCACACUUCCAGCAGGCCCACCACCAGCCUCGCCAUUCGAGAUCCCAGCCAGCGAUCUUCGCCGUGAAUUCCUCCAGAUUCAAAGCCUCAUUCAUCCGGACAAGUAUCCCUCCGGUGAGACUAAGCAACAUGCCGAAGCAUUAUCUGCCCGUAUCAACGAGGCAUAUCGCACACUACUAGAUCCACUCCACCGGGCACAAUAUCUUCUCCGCGAAUGGCACAGUGUCGAUGUCACAGCCGAAGAUGGAGCCUCAAAGCAUGCGCUCGACCCAGAGACGUUGAUGGAGGUCAUGGAUGUUCAGGAGACGAUUGAAGAAGUUGGAGCGUCGCCUGAAGCGCAGGCGGAGAUCGAUGCAUUGAAGGUUGAUAAUGAUUCGCGAAUUAGACAGUGUAUCCGUAUUCUGGCGGAAGCAUUUGAGCGAGGCGAUAUCGAUGCUGCGAGGAAGGAGUGUGUGCGGUUACGCUUCUGGUAUAGUGUCGGGGAGGGUCUGCGGGAGUGGGAGCCCGGAAACACGGAGAUUCGACUUGUUCAUAGUAGUUGA
Molecule: messenger RNA, 822 nt
Organism: Penicillium taxi
Lineage: Eukaryota; Fungi; Ascomycota; Eurotiomycetes; Eurotiales; Aspergillaceae
Product: J-type chaperone JAC1
Exons: 1
Coding region: 1-822 (273 amino acids)
Biological process (GO): protein complex oligomerization; [2Fe-2S] cluster assembly
Cellular component (GO): mitochondrion
Molecular function (GO): ATPase activator activity; protein-folding chaperone binding
Source: RefSeq, a predicted model, not a curated record